Molecule: messenger RNA, 2420 nt
Organism: Phlebotomus argentipes
Lineage: Eukaryota; Metazoa; Arthropoda; Insecta; Diptera; Psychodidae
Product: heat shock 70 kDa protein cognate 4
Exons: 3
Coding region: 150-2120 (656 amino acids)
Biological process (GO): cellular response to unfolded protein; protein refolding; vesicle-mediated transport
Cellular component (GO): cytoplasm; nucleus; cytosol
Molecular function (GO): heat shock protein binding; misfolded protein binding; ATP-dependent protein folding chaperone
Source: RefSeq, a predicted model, not a curated record
CGCAGAAGGCACUUCCUCCUCAAGUUCUGAACGAAGCGUCGUGGAGUGUAGAUUUGUCGAGAAAACCUCACAAUUCUCAAGUGUUCACUCACCAUUUUGCUCAUCUUAUCUGUGUAAUCGAUAGUUCUUCAGCACAAGUGAAGAAAAAAAUGGCAAAGGCUCCAGCUGUUGGUAUCGAUUUGGGCACCACGUACUCUUGCGUGGGCGUCUUCCAGCACGGAAAGGUGGAAAUCAUCGCCAACGACCAGGGAAACCGCACCACGCCGUCCUAUGUGGCGUUCACGGAGACUGAGCGUCUCAUUGGCGAUGCCGCCAAAAAUCAAGUGGCCAUGAAUCCGACCAACACCAUCUUUGAUGCCAAGCGUUUGAUUGGCCGCAAGUUCGAGGAUCCGGCCAUUCAGGCUGACAUGAAGCACUGGCCUUUUGAGGUGGUGAACGUUGAGCAGAAGCCCAAGAUUCAGGUGUUCUACAAGGAUGAGAAGAAGACCUUCUUCCCCGAGGAGAUCAGCUCGAUGGUGUUGACAAAGAUGAAGGAGACCGCCGAGGCGUACCUGGGCAAGACGGUGACCAAUGCCGUCAUCACGGUGCCGGCCUACUUCAAUGACUCCCAGCGUCAGGCCACCAAGGACGCCGGUACCAUUUCUGGCCUCAAUGUGCUCCGCAUCAUCAACGAGCCCACUGCCGCGGCCAUCGCCUAUGGGCUGGACAAGAAGGCCAGUGGCGAGAGGAAUGUGCUGAUCUUCGAUUUGGGCGGCGGCACCUUCGAUGUGUCCAUCCUGAGCAUCGACGAUGGCAUCUUCGAGGUGAAGUCCACGGCCGGUGACACCCACUUGGGCGGUGAGGAUUUCGACAAUCGUCUCGUGAACCACUUCGUGCAGGAGUUCAAGAGGAAGCACAAGAAGGAUCUCACGAGCAACAAGCGUGCCCUGCGUCGUCUGCGCACGGCGUGCGAGCGCGCAAAGAGGACACUGUCAUCGUCCACUCAGGCCAACAUUGAGAUCGACUCACUGUUCGAGGGCACUGACUUCUACACAUCCAUCACGCGUGCCCGCUUUGAGGAGCUCAAUGCCGAUCUGUUCCGCUCCACGAUGGAGCCGGUGGAGAAGGCGCUGCGUGACGCCAAGAUGGACAAGAGCACCAUUCACGACAUCGUCCUCGUGGGUGGCUCAACGCGUAUUCCCAAGGUGCAGAAGCUUCUUCAGGACUUCUUCAAUGGCAAGGAUCUCAACAAGAGCAUCAAUCCCGACGAGGCUGUUGCCUACGGCGCCGCUGUGCAGGCUGCCAUUCUCCACGGAGACAAGUCGGAGGAGGUGCAGGAUCUCCUGCUGCUCGACGUGACACCUCUGUCGCUGGGUAUCGAGACUGCCGGCGGCGUGAUGAGUGUGCUCAUCAAGAGAAACACCACCAUUCCCACCAAGCAGACGCAGACAUUCACCACCUACUCGGACAACCAGCCCGGUGUGCUGAUUCAGGUGUACGAGGGUGAGCGUGCCAUGACCAGGGAUAACAACUUGCUCGGCAAAUUCGAAUUGUCUGGCAUCCCACCGGCUCCGCGCGGCGUGCCCCAGAUUGAGGUGACCUUUGAUAUUGAUGCCAACGGCAUUCUGAAUGUGACUGCCCUCGAGAAGUCCACCAAUAAGGAGAACAAGAUCACCAUCACGAACGACAAGGGACGCCUGAGCAAGGAGGAGAUCGAGAGGAUGGUGAAUGAGGCGGAGAAGUACAGGAGCGAGGAUGAGAAGCAGAGGGAGACAAUCUCCGCGAAGAAUGCUCUUGAGUCUUAUUGCUUCAACCUCAAGGCCUCAAUGGAGGAUGACAAGGUGAAGGACAAGAUUACGGAGGCGGAGAAGACGCAAGUGCUGGAGAAAUGCAAUGAGACCAUCAAGUGGCUCGAUGCCAACCAGUUGGCGGAGAAGGAGGAGUAUGAGCACCGCCAGAAGGAGCUGGAGCAGGUGUGCAAUCCCAUCAUGACAAAGAUCUAUGCCGGAGCUGGAGGCGCUGGUGGCAUGCCUGGCGGAUUCCCAGGCGGAUUCCCCGGUGGUGCUCCGGGUGGCGCUGGAGCUGGAGCCGCUCCUGGCAGCGGUGGCGGCUCUGGACCGACCAUUGAGGAGGUGGACUAAACUCCACGCAGGCACACUUCUUCAGCACCACUGCGUAGAAUUUUGCAUCAUUUGCCGCAUUUGAAAUCUCAAACAUUGCAGUUCUCCUAGCAUAAUUAUUCAAUUGAAAAAACCUUGAAUUAAUUUAUUCCGUUCAUUCUUUUAUGAAAAUUUGAGAAAUGGCGAGAUUGCUUUCGCCCAUUUCUCGUGUAGUCCAUUCCAAUGCGUCUCGCAACAGAACUACCAAAUUGAAUUAUCACGCUCUCGCUCUGUAGUUCAGCCGAUACCAUCGAUAAAUAAAAGAUAUCCGAUCAUAGGAAA